Molecule: messenger RNA, 4010 nt
Organism: Heterotrigona itama
Lineage: Eukaryota; Metazoa; Arthropoda; Insecta; Hymenoptera; Apidae
Source: the annotation of a GenBank genome assembly
AUUUAGUAGAACAUCGAGCCUUUUCAACAAUAACCGACAGUAUAAUUCAACGAGUAUAAAUCAUUAUUUAGAAAAGAGCAACAGUACAAAUCAUUAACGAUAUAUUUCCGACGAAGGAAUCAUGCAGCUUUCCAAUAAUUUAUCUUUGAUUGCUAUUUUACAACUAUUUUAUCGUCGCGUCUAUCUAGCUUGAGAAAAAUAUCUCGAGUUGUUUAUAAUAAAACAUAGUCCUAAUCUUUCGUAGUCGUAUCGAGUAAUCAACACAGUGUGUCACAGAUAUUUACUUUUCACGUUGAUACUACUCAAGGAAGAUCAAUUAAUUCUCUCUCCGUUUAUUCACUCGUCCGCUCAGACACUUUGCUUCUCGCGAAGCUCUUGGUGUCCUUUCUUUCUUGAUUCACGGCGCAAACGGAAGUAUGCGCUAACCCGCCGUCUAUUCACCAGCAAAGGACAAAGAACGAAGGGAGGAAAGUCAAGAGAAAAUUCCGUUAGGGCCAAUCAACGGGGACACGUCGCAGGUUUGGGGAACUAUCAGAAAGUUGAGAGAGUUUCGCGUGAACUACUUCCUGCUUCGCGGAAGCAAAGGCGAAGAAAAUUGAGAGUGGUAGCAGCAGGGGAGGAAACGUGAUUAAAGUUCGUCGCGAUCGCGUGAUGGCGCUCGCGUGAUGAUGUCCGCCUGUUGGACAACGCCAAUCGAUGUACAUACUACAUAUUUUAAUGUCGAUAUCGAAUACCGUCGGAGCUUAUCAGUUCCGCAGUGGACUUGCUUGCUCCGAUUUCGUAGCAGACAGUGAGUUGUUGGACUCUCGAUCAGGAACCAUGUUGCGGAUGUUGCUGUUGCUCUUCGUGGCGCAGCACGCGCUCUGUUUCGGCCCUAGGAUUAUAGGCGGAGACAACGCGUCCAUCAACGACUAUCCGUAUCAGACUUCCACCCUCGCAACUUCAAAUUCGCCUGGGUAGUUCUUAUAACAGUAAAGAAGGCAUAGUGAUCACUGAGAAACUUCAAGUGAUUCUGCAUUCGAAUUACAACCAGAAUACGAAGGAUUACGAUGCCGCUUUGAUAAAAACUGUAAAACGAAACUUUAGAAUCAGACACUUUCUCGCUAAUGACAGAAAUUUCCAAAAUUCAGAAUUCCAUCUUCUUUUCCGCGACGAAUUAAAUAAUCCUACAAUCCAACAAACUGCAAGAUCGUAUUUCUCAAGAAGACUAGCAAAAUCACCUUCUUCCUCGCAAGAGUUACCGCAGAGCGUGCCGGCGAGCGCGAGCGUAAAACCGAUCGCCUUGGCAUCUUCCGCGAGCACGAUACAAGGCGGAACAAAAGCAGUGGUGACAGGAUGGGGCUACGUGGCGCCAGGCGGUCCGAUAUCCGACAAGCUGCAAUCAUUAACGUUACCGGUCAUCGAUCAGGCGACGUGCAAGAAAAUUUAUGACAAUCUCCUGACCAACAACAUGUUGUGCGCGGGCAUUAUGAAUGGAGGCAAAGACGCUUGUAGCAUCGACUCUGGAGGACCAUUGGUAUACAACAAGGUUCAAAUUGGCAUUGUGUCUUGGGGCUGGUAUGGCAGUUGCGCGAAACCUCAAUAUCCCGGGGUGUACACGCGAGUGUCUGCUAUACGACAAUGGAUAAAGGAUAAAGCACAAGUGUGAAAUUAAUGUCCUUCGGCGUGCACUAUAUUAGAGGGGCAGAUUUAUAUUCCUUCGCGGGAGGAGCAUGUUAUAUUGCCUGAAACGGAGACCCUAGCACAUACUUUUGCUCACACGUGAAAAUGCUCUCCAUUAGACUCAAAUGUAUACGAAUAAUCUUUCCUUUCGUGCACACAAUCUUGUAAAUCUUAAAUCUACAAAUAUGGCAUUAGCAAAUUACAGCUUUAAAGGAAGAGAAGUGAUGUAUCAGCGAUGUUUUAAUAUUCGAUCGUUUGUAUCGUCAAUUCAUUUUUGUGAUGCAACGAAUUGGAAUAUCUAUUUUAUAAUUUAACGUUAAUACACGCGGGAAAAGUUCGUUCACCGAUCAACAUGUGCACAUUUUUUAUUUUUUGUUCUGUUAAAGGAAUAAAUAUUUCUUGUACGAUGAAAACGAAGUGUCUGACUUCCUCAAAAUAUCCGUAAUUUAAAAAAAACUUGUAAAAUAGGAAAGGGAUUGGAUAUUGAAAUACCUGCUAAUUAUCAAUCUAGUAACUCGUUUGCGCACUGACUUGCAUAUCGAGCAAUACUCACACGGGUGAUACGAACGAUACGAUUUCGAACAGUUCGGUGUGACUUUAAUCACACGAACAUGAACAGCAAGAGAAACGAAAAAAGAAAGGAGAAUGAAAAAAGUUAGAUGGGCUAGACGGGCUCAUCAGCGAGGCUUAUCUAGCAGACUUUGCCAUGGAUGCGGGAACAUUCAAUAUUGAAAGGACUUCCUUUGCGAGCGUUUGCGUAAUUUUGCUGCUGGUUUGCAAACACUCGAAAUUUCGGCCAAAUUGAAAGUAAAUUCGGCGAGUUCGAAAAUUUACAGAAUUGCAAGCAGCCCGUCGACCGUGUGAUCCAAAAUCUAAACUCAUUCCUCAGUUCGAAAAACAUAACGUUGCUGUUUGUCUUGUUUCCUCGGGGGAAACUGAAGAGAAGGCUUCUCGUAGUUUUGUUUCUUGUUGCAUUACGUUUCUCCGUUUCUGAGGGAAACCGGCGCGAUGUUUCUCCGCGUUGCGAAAAGAGGAUUACGAAGGAUCGAAAGUAACUUGGUUAUUAAUAAAGUUCGAGUUCCUGGUGAUUGAAAGAUCCAGUUGUCCGAUGCAAUUCGGUUUUCGACGAACUCGAUGUGAGACAGCAGUGUUAUUAAAGAAGUCCCGUCUUAUCGGAUAGCUAAUUCUUCAAAUACUUCAACAGUCUUUGCAAAUAUGUUGUUGCAAUUUCUGUGCGGGGUAUUAUCCUCAGAUUAUUCUUAAAUUUUAUCAACAUAAUCGUGAUAAUCACGUUAUAAUAAUAUCUUUAAAUAUUUUCAUGUGCACAUAAAAACUGUUGAAAUACUUUCACCAGCUUAUAUUUCCUUGAGUUUGAUUCAUAUUUUUUUAAGAAAUAAGUGUCUUUUUUUAUUCGUAUAUAUUAAUUACUAAUCAUAUUAGUGAUAAUCAACAUGAAUAUUUUUAUAUAUACCAACACGCUAAAAUUUCAUUAACGUUGCAUUGAGAUACGACUAUCAUGAUUAUUUUCGUAGAAUUGCAUAAAAUUCGACACCGUACAUAGAAAUUACAAGAUACCUAUUCAGCAAGUACUUAUAUAUUUCACAGAGAUUGUAGACACACUUAAACAAUCGAUUGUUCAUUAUAUCGAUAGAUAUUCUUGACUUCUAAGAAACAAAAAUAUAAUUAUGAAUAUGACACGUGUUUCUUCCUAAGAGAGGACUGCAACGAAACUAUUUCCCGUUUCCGGCGCAACGAUCGACUUCUCGAUAUCCGUUAGCCGAUCUGCGUAAUAUCGAGAAAUGAAAUUUCUCGCUCAUGCAUUUCAUUAUUCUCGCAGAUGCAUAAAUUCCGCGAGAUAGUUAGGUUACGAACUAUUUUUCAACAACAAUCGACCGCGCGCCGCGAUUCGGCUAAUUCGCUCGGGCAAGUUGGAAAACUUUCGAGAAGCAACGGCCAACUGGCCGUUCAAAUUUCGGUUAACGCGUUUUAAAAUCCCCAGCGCCGAUUCUCACGCUCGCGGGAGUUAACGCGAGAAUUAAGCUUAAUGGCGGAGAAUGGACGAACGGUUUUUCGGAUGGUUACGCUUCCGAAUGAAAAGUGUGCCUCGAACGAGAUUACUUGAUUGGGACGAUGGGAACGUUGAUUGCUGGAACCGGGGAAACAAUCGUGUCAGCGUAAGAGUUUGCUGCCAACGCUAAUUUGUUUAAAAUUUUUUCGUUGUGGAAAAGUUCGCGUUCAAGGAGGAUUUGCAUCUAUCGAGCAGAUUUUACCUAAACGCGUUGUUUCCGUCGUUUCAAUUUCGAUUCGACGUUUCUCUUCUUCCUCCUCGUACUCGAUAAAACUGAAUG